Siniperca chuatsi (mandarin fish) is the source of this 2381-nucleotide messenger RNA. Its product is annotated as GTPase IMAP family member 4-like. The record is from RefSeq and is a predicted model, not a curated record. NCBI's taxonomy places the organism in Eukaryota, Metazoa, Chordata, Actinopteri, Centrarchiformes, Sinipercidae. The transcript is spliced from 2 exons. Bases 48 to 875 code for a protein of 275 amino acids. Gene Ontology annotation, molecular function: GTP binding.
CAUGGGUUUAAGGGGAGGGAACUACACAGACUUUAUAAUAUAUAAAGAUGAAAUUACCAACUAUUCAACAACAAGACAUCAACAGCAACAAGACAUCACAAGUCAACUGCUUCUACAAGACAAAGAUGGCCAGCAAACCUCUUCAUCUUCAGCCAGAGCUCAGGAUUGUGCUCGUUGGAAAGACUGGAGUUUGGAAGACUACAAUCAUGAACGCCCUCCUGGGAAACUCACCUAAGGCCUCUGCUUCCUCAGACACAACAGAGUGCCAGAUAGUGAAUAAAGUAGAGGUUGGUGAACAAAAGCUGCUUGUUAUCGACACUCCAGGUGUGCAUAACACCGAGAUGACAGAGGAAGAAAUCGUAAAAUGCAUCACAUAUGCUGCUGCUGCUGGUCCACAUGUGUUCCUGUAUGUGCUGAAGCUAGGUGCUCUGUCAACUGAAGAUUACACCACAAGGGAAAUCAUUCAGAGGAUGUUUGGUGAAGAGUCCAAAAAUUACACUUUGGCCGUGUUUAACGGUCCAUGUUCUGACACAGUUGUCAAACAAAUACAGGAAACCUUCAUCAGUGAAUUCCGCGGGGGUUACUAUUUUUUCAACAACAAAAAUACGUCCGGCAACCAAGUGUCUGGGCUACUGGAGAAGAUCAACAAAAUGGUUGAAAAGAACGAGGGGAAGAAUUACACCAGUGAGAUGCUGAAAAAGGCACAGGAAGUCAUGGAAAAAGAGGGCAUAACAUCUGACAAGCCAACAGAUGAUAAUCUGCGCGCGGGGGUUAAACUUCUUUUAAGUUUGACCGCGGGCGAGUUACUGGCAGAAUCUGUGCUAGGAAUAGUUGACUCUGUGGUGGGCCAAAUUGAGAAAAAAGUCAAAAUGUGAAUUGUCCACAAUAAGCUGAAGAUUCACCAAAAUUCAAAAAGUUACGAAGCAGCGUAAUCAUAGUGGUAAAAGGGUUUAAAUUCCAUCUAUUUUAAAUUAGAUUUUUUGCUUUUUCAUGCAGAAUUUCUUUAUCUGUUUUUAAAACGCAUGACAAUUAUACACUAUUCAAUACCCAUACAUACACGGAGCAUUAUUUAAAACUACUCAUUGUGUAAUUUGAAGGCUUAGAAUUCUGCAAAGAUGCUACAGAGUAAAACUGAAAGUCACUUAACAAUUAUGUAAGUAGGUUAAAUUUGGCAUAAGAGGUAUGUUGUCUACUAAUGCCUCAAGACUAUAGGAGCUAGUUUUAGGGAAAGAAAUUCUGCCUUUAAAAUGUGCAUUAAUAUUUGAUUCACAUUGGUCCUAAUUGUAGUUACGGGGGGAAACCGACUGCAGAUGUUGACAUCUAACCCUGUAUUACUAAAAAUGAACUUUAUGUACUACUAAUGUGCAACACCAAACGCAUUUUGAAGGAAACACAAUGCUGCCAAGAAAGGAAACAUUUUUAAAACGUAUCUAAAAACGGUGACUGUGUAUUUCAUUAGUUUUCCUAAAAUACCCGCUCUUGGCAACUACAGCAUGCUGAAUGUGUUUGUGGUCCUUGGUUAAGGUUACAGAAAGAAAGAUUGUUGUCUUGGUUUAAUAUAUUAAAAGUCAACAGUGACUUGUAGUAUGAAACAGGACAUGUUAACUUUUUAUAUAUUGGACAAAAACCACCAGCUUUAGUUUCCCUUCAUCAAAGUUUACUUGUUGUCUGACCCGAACCACACAUUGGACUCAUGACGUGAACCCUGGUCUCUGGAGUCAAAGUCCUGCGUGUGUCCACCAUCCACCCAGACCACCUCCCUGCAGCCUCUGUGUGUGGUACAAAAAGGUAGCACUUCCUUGACUGGGAAAAACAUUGCCAGGGAACAUAGUCCAGGCAGCAAUCAUGUUUCCUCCAAAGUGUGUUUGGCAAAAGCUUUUAGUAGUACAAAAAGGUCAUUUUUAGAAAGUAAACGUGAAUAAAUAUAUAAGAUGUGAUAUUUCUCCGUUAUUUCAGAAGCUCCAUUUUCCACUCUCUGGUUGAUUUAAACUGAACUGAUAAAUGUGCUGCAUCCUGUUUCACAUCUGUCUGAAUGUGCAGGUAUCAGUCACAACCAGUCUGUGCUUUUGUUUGGUUUAUAGUCUGUGGCUAUAAGAAGGCUACCUGUCAGUCUUUAGAGAACCCGAGCCUGGCCAAAGAGGCGUUCAAAGAUUUACCUGAUGCUUGCAACAAAGUCUACUGUGCUCUCGACUGUGUACGAUGCAAUACAUGUAAAAUGCAAUGAAUGAAUGCAUGAAAUGAUGCUGCAUUAAUCAAAUAUUAACAGAAAAGGUUUAAAUCAGAGUUUUGAAUCAUUGGUAUCAAUAUUAAUCUUCUUAUCAGAGGAAAAGCUGUUUCUGCAACAAAAUCACAUCAGCAAAUAAAAGAUGAUGCAAACAAAA